AUGGGUAAGGGUACUCCUUCCUUCGGUAAGCGCCACUCGAAGAGCCACACGCUCUGCCGCCGCUGCGGUAACCGCUCGUUCCACAAGCAGAAGCACACCUGUGCUCAGUGUGGCUACCCCGCGGCCAAGCUCCGCUCGUACAACUGGGGCCUCAAGGCCAAGCGCAGAAAGACUACCGGCACUGGCCGCUGCGCCAACCUCAAGUCGGUCCACCGCCGCUUCAAGAACGGCUUCCGUGAGGGUGGUGCCGCCGCCAAGAAGGCCCAGCCUGCUUCGGAGUAA
Cutaneotrichosporon cavernicola is the source of this 282-nucleotide messenger RNA. RefSeq lists its product as uncharacterized. The record is from RefSeq and is a predicted model, not a curated record. NCBI's taxonomy places the organism in Eukaryota, Fungi, Basidiomycota, Tremellomycetes, Trichosporonales, Trichosporonaceae. Gene Ontology annotation, molecular function: structural constituent of ribosome; RNA binding. The coding region runs from base 1 to 282 and encodes 93 amino acids. Gene Ontology annotation, biological process: translation. The transcript is spliced from 5 exons. Gene Ontology annotation, cellular component: ribosome; cytosolic large ribosomal subunit.